Molecule: messenger RNA, 951 nt
Organism: Pipistrellus nathusii (Nathusius's pipistrelle)
Lineage: Eukaryota; Metazoa; Chordata; Mammalia; Chiroptera; Vespertilionidae
Source: the annotation of a GenBank genome assembly
AUGUCAGCUUCCAACUAUUCCACUGUCAAUUACAAUAUGUUUGUCCUCAUUGGCAUCCCCGGGUUAAGGGAGUUACACACGUGGAUCUCUGUUCCCUUCUGCCUGAUGUACCUGGUGGCCGUGGCAGGAAAUGGAAUCCUGAUCUACGUGGUGGCAGUAGACCACAGUCUUCAUGAACCCAUGUACCUCUUCCUCUCCUUGCUGGCUUUUUGGGAUCUGAUCCUAUCCACAUCUACAGUACCCAAAGCUCUGAGCAUCUUCUGGUUUGAUGACGUGGACAUCUCCUUCGGUGGUUGUGUAACCCAGCUCUUCUUCAUGCAUUUUGCCUUCGUAGUGGAGUCAGGCAUUCUCUUGGCCAUGGCUUUUGACCGCUAUGUAGCCAUCUGCUACCCACUGAGGUAUACCACCAUUCUUAGCCAUGGUGUCAUUGGCAAAAUAGGGGGCGCUGUAGUGCUUAGGGGUUUUGCAACUGUUUUCCCCAUCGUCUUCCUUGUGAAACGCCUGCCCUUCUGCCGGACAAACAUCAUUGCCCACACAUUCUGUGAGCACAUGGGGCUGGCAAAGCUGGCUUGUGCUGAUAUCACCGUCAAUAUUUGGUAUGGAAUCUCUGUGCCAUUGCUCAGUGUUAUGCUAGACAUGGUGGCAAUAGUUGUCUCCUAUGGGCUUAUUCUGCGGGCAGUUUUCAGGCUGCCAUCCCACGAUGCUCAGAUGAAAGCGCUCAGCACCUGUGGUUCCCAUGUCUGUGUCAUCCUCAUGUUCUACCUUCCAGGGAUUUUCACUGUCAUUGCUCAGCGCUUCGGCAGAAAAAUCCCCAAGCACGUCCACAUCCUGCUGGCCAAUCUGUAUGUUCUUGUUCCUCCCAUGAUGAACCCAGUUAUCUAUGGAGUAAAGACUAAACAAAUUCGUGAACGAGUGGCCCUUGUAUUUUCUUUAAAAGGGAAGUAUUACUGA